AUGACGCAUCCGAACUUCGAGUCAAACGGGCAGGCCGGUUCCUCCAACGCAAUCCAAGGGCCUUAUAGUUCUCUAAUUACCCCGUUCCCUCAAGUCCCGCCGAGGCUGCUUCGACCAAGGGACCUUCUCGAAAUUGCUGGAUCACCGCCGCCCCGAUUUGAUUUAUUCAUCUUUCAGAGUUACCAAGAGAAAUUCCUGUUGCAUAAUCGGCAACAACUGAAUAUUAACAGCAACAACAGAUUACCAAAAGAAACAAUCAGCAAUGCUCCUGUUGCAGAAUCAACAACAUCCAACAAAAUCACCAACAGGAAGCAUCUGUCACAGCAACAACUGAGAGGCACCAACGAAGCACCUACUCCAGCAGCAAACACAACAGGAACAGGCAACAACAACAGUAACAUCAUCAACAGAAGCACCUACUCCAGCAACAACAACCCACCAACGGAAGCCUCUGUCGCAGCACCACGACCACCCCAGCCCCACCAUUGCCACCACCACUCCAGCCCCCACCAUUGCCCAACCACCCCAGCCCCACACCAUUGCCCCCACCCCAGCCCCGCCAUUGCCACCACCACUCCAGCCCCACCCACCCCAAGCCCCCACCACUGCCAGCAGCACCCCAGCGCCACGGCAGACGAGACAGCAAACAGCACCCGACCCACCACGCCCACUACCCACGCCGGG
Penaeus vannamei (Pacific white shrimp) is the source of this 684-nucleotide messenger RNA. Lineage: Eukaryota; Metazoa; Arthropoda; Malacostraca; Decapoda; Penaeidae. The record is from RefSeq and is a predicted model, not a curated record.